AGCAAAUCAUGGCCGAGUUCGAGCUGACAAUGCCGCAGCUGGGGUUGAAGCACGGCGACAUGCUGUAUGCGCGAAUCGCAGCAUCGGCGCGGCCCAGCGCUGAGCCGUCGGCGCAGGAGCCGGCAGAUACGGCGUCGGUCUUCUUUCAGCAGGACGAAGUAGAUAGUCAGUUGGAAAAGGACGAUGGCAAAAUCAAACGCAAGCGUGAUGGCAACUUUUGCAAGCACGGCGACAAGGGCAUGUGCGAGUACUGCUGGCCGCUCGAGCCGUUCGACGACGGGUACCUGGCACAGCACAAGAUCAAGCACAUGUCGUUCCAUGCAUAUCUGCGCAAGACGCUGGUGGACCAGAAGGAUCCUGACUUUGGCGUCAAGGCCGACUGCAAGAGUGGACAUGCACCGUGGCCGGAGGGUAUCUGCACCAAGUGCCAGCCGUCGGCGAUCACACUGAUGCGGCAGCGGUUCCGGAUGGUGGACCAUGUGGAGUUUGCGCACCAGGAACUGGUGGAGCGGCUGCUGGCGUUCUGGCGCGCGACGCGGUGCCAGCGGUUCGGCUAUCUGUUUGGGCACUACGAGCGGUACACGGAGGUGCCUUUGGGCGUCAAGGCGGUGGUGGAGGCAGCGUGGGACGUGGAUGGCAUCAAGCUACCGCUCGAAUCUGAGGAACACACCCAGGAGAUGGAGCGCGCAGCCGAGGCUGCCACUGCAUGUGGGCUGCAAAUCGUCGGCAUGGUGUUCACGGACCUGGAGCCAGCGGAUGAAGCUGGCAAGGUGUUGUUCCGGCGGCAUGGCAACUCGUACUUUUUGACAUCGCUUGACCGGUGCCGGUGGGCGCGUGGGGGCCAUUUCGGCAGCAAGUUUGUCACAGUGUGCAUCAGCGGCAACCAGGACCAGGACGUGGAGAUGACCGCAUGGCAGGUGUCGAGCCAGGCGAUGGCCAUGCAGAAGGCAGACCUGGUGGUGCCCAGCUCGGUGCCUUCGAAGUUGUGUGUGUUGGAGGCAACCAAGACGCGGUACGUGCCAGACAUCUUUUACAAGUACACCAACGAGUACAACCUGCCGGUGACUGCCAACGCCAAGCCGGCAUUUCCCAUCGAGUACCUGCUGGUGAACCUCACAUACGGGUUCCCGAAGCAGCCGAUGGCCAAGUUCCGCCGUCCCGAGCCGUUCCCUAUCGAGAACCGCGAGCAUAUGCACGAGGUGCAGACCCCAGCACCUUUGCGCUCGCGCAUCCAGGAGGCAGUGGCCGACCCGGCCAAGAUUGCCGCUGUGCUCUCGGACUUCCACCUGCUAGUCUACCUUGUCAGCCUGGACAUCUUCAGCAAGGACGAGCUCAAGACUCUCGGCAGGAAUUGCAACCGACCCCGACAUCUGCAGAUGGCGAGUGGAUGGCAGACACUGAGUAUGAUGCUCGAGGCUGCAGAAGCUGCUGGUCCUGCGCCGUCGACCAGCGCUUCAGCCCCUCCGCCGGCGACCAGCGGCGGAACGUGGGCGUGCCGCCACUGCACUUUUGAGAACACGUCUGCCAACGACUCGUGCGAGAUGUGUGCGCUGCCCAGGGAUUAGUGAAAAGUUUGGUAGAUGCCAUAUUAAUGUGAGGUGUGAUGUAGGCUGAAAUAUGAGAACGGCGAUGUAGGCCCUCUUUUUUGCGAUUUCACAUAUAUUUUUCCAUUCUUCUCAUAGUACCAACGGACGUCAAUGGCAAAGCAGUACCGGAACAUUGGCGAGGACGUGUGGAAGAACAAGGUCGAGAAGGUCGUAAGUGUCAGUCUGACAGAGACGCACGCCCUAGAUAAAAAAAAACCAAAGAGACUGCUGCUCUAAAAGAAAAAUGCCUCUAGAAUGCCGAGCUUUUUAUUUUCACGUACGGCUCGCUGGUGGUGCAACUGGUCAAGGACUACGAAGACUACCAGGCUGUGAACAAGCAGCUGGAUAAGCUCGGCUACAACAUCGGCGUGCGCCUAAUCGACGAUGUGCUGUCCCGUAC
Molecule: messenger RNA, 1986 nt
Organism: Linderina pennispora
Lineage: Eukaryota; Fungi; Kickxellomycota; Kickxellomycetes; Kickxellales; Kickxellaceae
Product: NPL4-domain-containing protein
Exons: 6
Coding region: 9-1565 (518 amino acids)
Biological process (GO): ubiquitin-dependent protein catabolic process
Cellular component (GO): nucleus
Molecular function (GO): ubiquitin protein ligase binding; ubiquitin binding
Source: RefSeq, a predicted model, not a curated record